Molecule: messenger RNA, 2798 nt
Organism: Arachis stenosperma
Lineage: Eukaryota; Viridiplantae; Streptophyta; Magnoliopsida; Fabales; Fabaceae
Exons: 2
Coding region: 456-2420 (654 amino acids)
Source: RefSeq, a predicted model, not a curated record
CAGCUUCUCUUAACCAGUUAACCCUAAAGGCCUCCCCAGUUCCGCGAUUCAUCAACCAUCGUCACCACUCAUCAGCCAGUCACCACCAGCUGCAGUAGGCAGCAGCUCUUACCAUCGCUGAACUCCUCUCCUCGGUCAGAGCUCACCGUCGCCACCGGAAUUGUGACUGACAGAGGGUGCCAUCGCCGAACGUCUCUGCCACUCACCCUCUUCUCCUCGCCGUGGAAUCUCUGCUCAGAGCUCUUCUCGUCGCCGUCGCGAACUGCUCCUGAUCGGCUGUCGUCUCCUCGCCGUAACGAGCUCUGUUCCCGGCGUCUCUCUCUUCAAGCUCUCUCUAUCUCUACGAGGCCACUGUCAGCGCCGUGUUCCUCCGAGCUCACUCUGUCACCGCCGUUCCUCCCUCGGCGUCUCACCGAUUUAUGUUGGGUAGCCUCUGAUAAAAGUGUACUUGUCUAAUGGAUGAGAAAGUUAAGAAGUCAAAGACUGAAGAAAUCAGUUUGGAGCCAAAUGACAGGAAGAAGGAUAAGCACAUGAAGAAAAAGAAAAAACACCGAAAUGAUAAAGCACUCAAUUCAGAUAAAAUUCUUGAGGGAAAUUGUAUUGAUGAUGAUGCUGAGAGACAGGCUUGUUCCAAUGAUAAAUUUACGAGGAAUAAGGAAGAGGAUGGGAACAUUAGUAAGAAGUUGAAGAAAAAAAGGAUAAAGGACACUGAAGUGUUACAUGAUGCAAUUGUUGAUGAUAAAAUAUUGCAGGUAAUGGAUGACAACCAAAAAAGCAAGAGGAAGAAGAGAAACAUUUGCAGUGAUUCAUUAACUGCAAUCCAAGAAAUAGGUUCUUCAAAACCAAACAAAAGAGGGAAAGUUGUUGGGGAUUACGACUUCAAGGACCAUGAGGGUGAUCCUCCUUUGGCCAGAAUCAGCACUGGAGAUGCUAAUGCACAUUCACUUGUCAAUGAAGUGGAUGAUCAAGGUAAGAAGACGGAGAAGAAUAAGAAGGAACUGAGAGAAAAGGGUGAUUAUUUUGUCGUUCCUAGUGACCGGCAAGACAAAGAGACAGAGAAGGUAAUUAUUAAUAAAGUGAAAUGGAUUGAAGAAGAAGACUGCAAAACCAAUAAAGGUGAAGAUCGUCAAGGCAAGAAGAUGAAGAAGAAGAAGAAACUGAGAAAUAAAAACAAAAGUAAGUUUGAAAGCACUGAAGAUGAUCAACAUUGUGCUGAAGCCAAUGAAGGUGAUGACAAUAACCAAGGCAGGCAAAGGAAGAAGAAAUUGAGCAAUAAACGAAAAAGUAAGGAUAAAAGUGAGUUUAAAAGCAGCAAAGAUGAUCAACAUUGUGCCAACGACAAUGAAGGUGAUGAUGAUAACCUGGGCAAGAAGAAGAAGAAGGGUAAACAGAGUGAAGAAAGCAAAAGUAAUGAGAGCAAUGAAGUUAAUGAUCAAGGAAAGAAGACGAAGAUAAACAAGAAAACUAAGGAAGGCACCACAUCCAAACGCAAACGAGUAACAUUUUCUGAUCAGGUGGAGGUCUGUGGUGAUGGCUUAAUACGGGGGCAAAGGUAUACGAAUGAAGAAGAUGAAAAAAUUAAACAGGCUGUUUUCGACUAUAUAGAGACUCACAAAUUGGGGGAUGAAGGUCUUGAUAUGGUUCUUUAUUCUAGAUAUCACCCUCAACUUAAAAAUUGUUGGAAGGAAAUUGGAGUAGCCUUGCCCCAUAGGCCUUACAUGAGUGUAUAUUAUCGUGCUCACAUUUUGUUUACAAGGGAUGAGAAACACACUUGGACAGCUGAAGAGAUCGAGUUUUUAAAGAAGACAGUCGAACAACAUGGAUCUGAUUUUAAAUCAAUAGCCGAGGCAAUGGGUAAAAAUCGACUUCAUGUAAAGGAUCAAUGGCGUAGAAUAAAAAUGACCAGAAAGAGAGGAGCAUGGUCUCAGGAGGAGUAUCAAAAGGUAUUUGAUUUGGUAAGCGUUGACCUACGUGCAAGGGCUUUAGAAGACACUAGGAAUAAAAAGCAUGGUAUGUUGCGAGAUAAUAUUGGUUGGGAGGCAAUUAGUGACAAAUUGGGAACUAGAUGGAAUGGAGGAAUUUGCCAAAAGUGGUAUUCUCAACUAACAUCUCCUAUGGUUGAUCAAGGUAUUUGGAGUGAUACUGAUGACUACCGCUUGGUAGAUGCCUUAUUUAGCUUGGAUGCUUGCAGCAUGGAGGAGGUAGACUGGGACAAUUUGCUUGAGCACAGGGAUGGUGAGUUAUGCAGAAAACGAUGGAAUCAAAUGGUUCGAUAUAUUGGAGAGCAUGGGAGAAAGUCAUUCACUGAGCAGGUGGAAAUUCUUGCAAAAAGAUAUUGCCCUGAUUUAUUGGAAGCAAGAGAAGCCUUUGAUAGCAAACCCAUCAUUUGUGGACGUUCUUGCGAAAAUAUAUUACCCUGAUUUAUUGGAAGCAAGAUAAGCCUUUGAUAGCUAACCUGUCGUUUGUGGACGUUGUUAUUUUGUCAGGUGAUUUUCCUGGGGUUAACUGACUUUUUCUAAAACUGAAAUGUAAUAGAUGGCAGUUAUAAUGCUUUUGUGGGAUCAUUAUAGCCUUUAUUCUGCAUAUCAAGAGCUUUAUUUUCUAUUGGAGUGAAUGAUAGUAUUGUUUUCUUGUGUAAAAUAUUUCUGCUCUUCUGAGAAUCUUUCUUUUGAUUAAAGAACAUUGAUGUAUGUUUUGUUGCACUUUGAAAUUCAUCUGAUGAGGGGGAAACCUCGAAAAAAAAAGAAUGAUUUUCUGCUUUCUGUAGCGAAUGCUGGAAGUCACUCGCAUGAUGAGAA